UCUUCCCGUCUUUGGGAUGCGCGUUUAAAUACGUAUUUGUCCAUACAUGUUCGCUAAACCUGCGUCUGAGGGCGGACCAUGGUGAAUAAGAUGGUAUAGUCCGUGGCAGUCCUGCGUGACGCGCUUCGCAAGGAGCAGAACAUUCCUGAAACGCGGAUUAAACUGAAGAGAAAAUUCAAAUGGGAGCGCUGGUUUGAACCGUCCGUGUGUGAGCAGAGACCAGUACCACCACAACAACGACAACACACAGGAGAUUAACCAGCGGCUACAGCAGAUUGCUCUGAAAAACUAUUGAAAGCAGCAGAAGAAUCCGACGAGGAAGAGGAGGAGGCAGUUAGCAGCCACAGCGCAGUCAUGGACAAGCCCGGGGCGCUCCUUGUGACCCAGAGCUCCACGCUGCCGUUCUUCGACUCGGCGCACGCGCUGAACCUGCUGCGCGGGAUCCACGAGCUGCGGGUGGAGCGGAAGUUCUUCGACGUGACGCUGUGCGCGGAGGGGCGCGAGUUCCCCUGCCACCGCACCGUGCUCGCCGCCGCCAGCAACUACUUCAAGGCCAUGUUCGCGGGCACGCUGCGGGAGAGCGGCAUGGACCGCGUGGAGCUGCACGAGGUCUCCGCGGCCGUGCUGGGGCUCCUCGUGGACUUCUGCUACACGGGCCGCGCCACGGUCAGCCACGAGAACGUGGACCCGCUGCUGAAGGGCGCCGACCUCUUCCAGUUCCCCUCUGUGAAGGAGGCGUGCUGCUGCUUCCUGGAGCAGCGGCUGGACGUGUCCAACUGCCUGGAGCUGCAGGACUUUGCCGAGGCGUACGCCUGCCGGGGGCUGGCCGAGAGCGCCCGCCGCUUCACCCUGCGGAACAUCGUGGAGCUGGCCAAGGGCCCGGACUUCGAGAGGCUGCCCCUCAAGCGCCUGCUGGAGCUGGUCUCGGACGACCGGCUGUGCGUGGACAAGGAGGAGACGGCGUACCUGAUCGCGGCUCGCUGGGUCAAGGCCGACCCCCAGCGGAGGCUUCACUUCUGGCCGGAGCUGUUCCAGCGUGUCCGGCUGCCCUUCAUGCGGCGAUAUUUCCUGCUGGCCCACGUGGAGAGCGACCCCCUCGUCCACACGUCCCCGUCCUGCCUCGGGCUGGUGGCCGAGGCGCGCUCCUUCCAGUCUGCCGAGUACGACCGGCACGACAGGCCCUGCGAGCGCGUGCGGCCGCGCCCCUCCACCGGCCUGGCCGAGAUCCUGGUGGUGAUCGGGGGCUGCGACCAGGACUGCGACGAGCUGGUCACCGUGGACUGCUACAACCCCCACACCGGGCACUGGAGGUACCUGGCAGAGUUCCCCGAGCACCUGGGGGGCGGCUACAGCAUCUCCGCGCUGGGGAACGACAUGUACGUCACAGGCGGCUCUGACGGCUCGCGGCUCUACGACUGCGUGUGGCGCUAUAACUCGAGUGUGAACGAGUGGACGGAGGUGUCCCCGAUGCUGAAGCCGCGGGAGUACCACACCUCCUGCGUGCUGAAGGGCCAGCUGUACGUGGUGGCCUCGGACAGCACGGAGCGCUACGACCACAGCCUGGACGCCUGGGAGCCACUGCUGCCCAUGCUGCACCCCAUGGACAACUGCUCCACCACCGCCUGCAGGGGGCGCCUCUACGCCACCGGCUGCCUGGCCGGCCAGGAGACCAUGGUCAUCCAGUGCUACGACCCUGACUCCGGCCGCUGGUCCCUGGUCAACUGCGGCCCGUUGCCUCCCUGGAGCUUCGCACCCAAGACCGUCGCUCUCGACGGACUCAUCUACUUCGUCAGGGAUGACUCCGCGGAGGUGGACGUGUUCAACCCCCUGAAGAACGAAUGGGACGCGAUCCCCUGCAUGACCCAGGUCCACGUGGGGGGCAGCGUGGCCCCGCUGGGGGGGAAGCUGUUCGUGUCGGGCGGUUACGACGACACCUUCGAGCUGUCGGACGUGGUGGAGGCCUACGACCCCUCGACCGGAACCUGGAGCCGCGCGGCCCGGCUGCCCCAGCCCACCUUCUGGCACGGCAGCGUCAGCAUCUUCCGGCAGUUCAUGCCCUCGGCACCCAGCGGCUUCGAGGCGGGACUGGAUAACGCCAACAACGAGAUCAACACCAUACACCUGCACCGACACCACAACCACAGGGCCCAGGCGCUGCUGGACCGGAACCACAACCUCAACCAGAUCCACUAGAAGGAAGGAGUCUCGCUGCGGGGCCCUUUCAGCCAGUCCAGGUUUUACACUGUGAUGGCUUAAUAACUCCCAUUGCAGAGCUUCUGUGAUCCAGUGCUGGUUUUUGCUGUGAGUUUGUAAUCAGACUCCCUGAGCGUGUUUCCUGUACGCACUGUGGCUCGCUGAGCUUGUGUUAAACACUGCUGUGCAGCAGGAGUCUGUGUUUCACGUGCUGGAGGAGUUCAUCUGGAGUUUCAGCAUCCCUCUCGCUCCUCACUUCUCUCAGUUUUGUUUUCCGCUAGUAAAGCACCUUUCAGACACUACAGAAACAAAAUAAUUGUGAAACUACACUUCCUGCUUCAUUAUAAAUUAUUAUUAUUAUUAUUAUUAUUAUUAUUAUUAUUAUUAUUAAUUUUAUUGUAUUUAAUUGUAUAAAGCAUGUAAAAAAUGUUUUUUGACACUUCUUUUCACUAAUGCAAGUACUUGACAGUAUGUUUGUGAUAUGUGUGUGUGUGUGUCUAUAUAUAUUAGUGCGAUGGGUGCUCUGUAAUCAAAACAGAAAUAUAAUUUGGAGCUCAGUGGAAUCGAUAAGCAAGGUGAGAACAUGUUUUAAGUUUUGGGGUUUUUUCUAACGCUAAAUUUGAAUGCUUUACAAUUCCAAAAUGUCUCAGACAAGCAGGAGACGGGAGCUGCUAGCGCCACCUGCUGCACGCACACUACAAUGACAGCUUGAAGAUAGAAGGCAGUCUGUUUCCUGUCAGUGACACUGCGUCUGCAGAUAGAACUACAUUAUAAAUACGUGUGUGUGUUUGUGUGUGCGUGCGUCUCACAGUUUGUGAUAUCUGGAUGUAAGUGCUGUUGCUAUAGGUCAUUUUUAUUUUUAUGUGUGGUUUUUAGUUUGUUUCAGAAUGGGGAAGCAAACGUCUAUUAGGCUUGCAAUUAAUUGAAUCUGUUUCUUACAUGCUGUGCUCCUGUCGUUUUGUAUUUUUUUGGUUUUUUGCUAUUAAGGAAGAGGAAUUGUAUGAGGGACAGCUGAUGGCUGGAUGUUUAAAAUAAAGAUAACUGUCAUUCA
Acipenser ruthenus (sterlet) is the source of this 3244-nucleotide messenger RNA. Its product is annotated as kelch-like protein 21. The coding region runs from base 355 to 2193 and encodes 612 amino acids. The transcript has 6 exons. The record is from RefSeq and is a predicted model, not a curated record. Gene Ontology annotation, molecular function: protein binding. Lineage: Eukaryota; Metazoa; Chordata; Actinopteri; Acipenseriformes; Acipenseridae. Gene Ontology annotation, biological process: protein ubiquitination.